Messenger RNA from Pseudocercospora fijiensis CIRAD86, 798 nucleotides. RefSeq lists its product as uncharacterized. The transcript is spliced from 3 exons. The record is from RefSeq and is a predicted model, not a curated record. Gene Ontology annotation, biological process: translation. Gene Ontology annotation, molecular function: RNA binding; structural constituent of ribosome. Gene Ontology annotation, cellular component: ribosome; cytosolic small ribosomal subunit. Bases 1 to 798 code for a protein of 265 amino acids. NCBI's taxonomy places the organism in Eukaryota, Fungi, Ascomycota, Dothideomycetes, Mycosphaerellales, Mycosphaerellaceae.
AUGGCAGACAGAGGCGGCGCCGCACCAGCUGGUGGUGCCCGUGGAGGCUUCGGUGGUGACCGCGGUCGUGGCGGUGACAGAGGCCGUGGACGUGGACGUGGACGCGGCCGCCGUGGUGCAAAGAGCGAGGAGAAGGAGUGGCAGCCAGUCACCAAGCUUGGUCGUCUCGUGAAGGCCGGCAAGAUCAAGAGCAUGGAGGAGAUCUACCUGCAUUCGCUCCCUGUCAAGGAGUACCAGAUCGUCGACUUCUUCCUGCCGAAGCUCAAGGACGAGGUCAUGAAGAUCAAGCCAGUUCAGAAGCAGACCCGUGCCGGUCAGCGUACCCGAUUCAAGGCCAUCGUCGUCAUCGGUGACAGCGAGGGACACAUCGGUCUCGGUAUCAAGACCUCCAAGGAAGUCGCAACUGCUAUUCGCGCUGCCAUCAUCAUUGCCAAGCUCUCCGUUGUGCCAAUUCGUCGUGGUUACUGGGGCAGCAACCUUGGUGACCCUCACUCCAUUCCAGUCAAGGAGUCUGGCAAGUGCGGUUCCGUUACCGUUCGGCUCAUCCCAGCUCCUCGCGGUACUGGCCUGGUCGCAUCUCCAGCUGUCAAGCGUCUGCUCCAGCUGGCUGGUGUCAGCGACAUCUACACCGCCUCCUCCGGCAGCACCAAGACCCUUGAGAACACCCUCAAGGCCACCUUCACUGCCAUCACCAACACCUACGGUUUCCUCACUCCUAACCUCUGGAAGGAGACCAAGCUCACCCGCUCCCCACUUGAGGAGUACUCUGACGUCCUCCGUGACGGCAAGCGCUACUAG